Neoarthrinium moseri is the source of this 1173-nucleotide messenger RNA. RefSeq lists its product as uncharacterized. The record is from RefSeq and is a predicted model, not a curated record. The transcript has 2 exons. The coding region runs from base 1 to 1173 and encodes 390 amino acids. NCBI's taxonomy places the organism in Eukaryota, Fungi, Ascomycota, Sordariomycetes, Amphisphaeriales, Apiosporaceae.
AUGGCCUCUCGCCGGGCUCCGUCGUCUGCCCUGCUUGCCUUUCUCCUCGCCGGACUGGUCUCAGCCGGGCCCUAUCCGCGCGAUGACAUCCGAGAUCUGGGCUUCGGCUAUCUCAUGGACCGCUCAUGCGCCUCGUACUGUGGCGCGGACAACCAGUACUGCUGUGAGUCGGGCCAGUCGUGUGUGACAAACGCCGGUAUAGCAGCCUGUACCGGGGGAGCGGGAGGGUCAACCAACUACUACACGACGACCUGGACAGAAACGCACACGUACACCAGCACCUGGAGCUCAUAUGUCCCAGGAGCCACCACGCCGGCCUCUAGCGGCUCUGGCGGCCAGGACUGUAUCCCACCGGCAGGCAGUGGCCAAAUCGCGUGUGGACCCAUCUGCUGUGCGAGCUGGCAAUACUGCUCUGAUAGCGGCGUCGGCCAAUGCAUGGCGAACGCGGGUGCUGGAACUUGGACGACGGGCACCACAGUAGGCGUGGCCACUACCGCCUUUUCGGCGCCCUACCGGGUCACGGGUUCGAGCACCCAGAUCAUGACAUCGGCGACGUCAACAGGUACCGGCACAGCAGUGGGCGCAACGACCACCGGCACCGCCGUGCCCGUGACGACGACAAGCAAUCAGCUGAGCGGAGGAGCGAUUGCGGGCAUCGUGGUAGGCACAAUCGCGGGUGUCAUACUGCUCCUCCUCCUGUGUGCGUGCUGCAUCAUCCGUGGAGCAUGGCACACCGUUCUCGCCAUUUUCGGCAUCGGCAAGAAGGACAAGAAGAAGACAGAACGCACCGAGAUCAUCGAGGAGCGCUACUCACGACACGGCAGUGUCCACGGAGGUCGGCCAGCCCACCGUACGUGGUUCGGACUGGGCAAAGGUCGCCCAUCCACUGUUGCCUCCCGAAAGGAGAAGAAGAGUAGUGGAGUCGGCUGGCUGGCGGCAGCGGGCGGUGCGACCUUGUUGCUUCUAGGACUCAAGAGAGGAGAUAAGCGCAAGGAAAGCAGCCACAAGCCGGCAAGGAGCGACUGGAGCAGUUCGUACUACACGGACUCCUACACCGCGAGCAGUCCUAGUAGUCUGAGCUCGGACAGGAGGACGCGGGAUACGCGGCGGUCCAGACACUCCAGGGCCACGAGGACCUCGCGCAGAACCUCGAGACACACUAGACACUCGUGA